This is a messenger RNA of Eruca vesicaria subsp. sativa (arugula), 378 nucleotides long. The record is from the annotation of a GenBank genome assembly. NCBI's taxonomy places the organism in Eukaryota, Viridiplantae, Streptophyta, Magnoliopsida, Brassicales, Brassicaceae.
AUGGGUAAAAGUAUUUUGGUUUUCUCUGUCGUUGUUGUUUUUCUCUUCUCUAUUGCAUAUGCAACUCCUGGAAUCGGAACUUUCUACACAAGUUACACUCCAUCAGCAUGUUACGGAAACAAGCCAGAAGGAGUGAUGAUAGCUGCAGCGAGUGAUAAAUUAUGGAACAAUGGUCGAGUUUGUGGUAAAAUAUUCCAUGUGACAUGCACCGGAGCUCGUAACGCCGUGCCUCAUCCCUGUACCGGUAAAACUGUGACAGUUAAAAUCGUCGACCAUUGUCCCGCUGGCUGCGCUUCUACUAUCGAUCUCUCCUUUGAAGCUUUUUCUAAGAUCGCUAAUCCUGUCGCUGGGAUCAUUAACAUUAAUUAUACGCCGUAA